Molecule: messenger RNA, 1020 nt
Organism: Stylophora pistillata
Lineage: Eukaryota; Metazoa; Cnidaria; Anthozoa; Scleractinia; Pocilloporidae
Product: octaprenyl diphosphate synthase-like
Source: RefSeq, a predicted model, not a curated record
AUGUCUCUUCUGGCUACUGCUGAAAUUGAGACUCCUAUUAUAGAGUCCCCUUUCCAUACAAUCAAAAAUUUAUGUGCCUCUGACCUACAAGAAGUGAAUAACGUUCUUUUAGAACAAGUGCAGGGAACGCUCCCCUUUAUUACACAACUUGCUAAUCACCUCAUCCAAUCUGGAGGAAAACGUUUGCGACCUCUCUUAACGCUCGCCAGUGCUAUGAUGUGUGAUUAUCAAGGAAAAAACCACAUUCCCCUAGCCGCAUGUAUUGAAAUGAUUCACACAGCGACACUUCUGCAUGAUGAUGUGGUAGACGACAGCCAAAAACGUCGAAAUAACGCCUCUGCAAAUGCAUUAUGGGGGAAUUCUGCAAGCGUUUUGGUGGGAGAUUUUCUAUUUUCAAAAUCUUUUGUUCUUAUGGUGAAUUAUGGAUCAAAAGAAAUAUUAAAAACACUGUCCAAAACAGCCUCAAUAAUUGCUGAAGGAGAAGUUUACCAGCUGACACAACUCACAGAACCUACAGAUUCUGUUGAUGUUUACCUAGAUAUCAUUCAACGAAAAACAGCAUGCCUUUUUGCUGCUGCAUGUAGAACGGGUGGUCUUGUUGCAGAGGUCUCAGAAACAAUCAUUAAAGCCCUAGAAAACUAUGGACAUAAUUUAGGUUUAGCGUUUCAAAUCACCGAUGAUUUGUUGGAUUAUAGUGCCUGCGAAAGUACUUUGGGCAAAACUGUCGGAGAUGACUUUAAGGAAGGUAAAAUCACACUGCCUUCAAUUUUAGCCUUCAAAAAAGCCACACCUGAAGAGAAAAGCUUCUGGAUUCGAACUUUAGGUGAAAAACAACAGCAAGCAGGGGAUUUUGAAAAAGCUGUUUCCAUUAUCCAUAAGCACCAGUCUCAUAAAGAAUCUUUAGCUUUGGCGCAAGAGUAUGCAGAAAAAGCCCAAGAGGCUUUAAAUGUUGUACCUACAUCAGAGCUAAAAAGUUGUCUUCAAGAGCUUGCUUUAUAUUGCGUGAAUCGUUCUUUUUAA